Molecule: messenger RNA, 1579 nt
Organism: Scleropages formosus (Asian bonytongue)
Lineage: Eukaryota; Metazoa; Chordata; Actinopteri; Osteoglossiformes; Osteoglossidae
Gene: cops3
Product: COP9 signalosome subunit 3
Exons: 12
Coding region: 93-1364 (423 amino acids)
Biological process (GO): ubiquitin-dependent protein catabolic process
Cellular component (GO): COP9 signalosome
Source: RefSeq, a predicted model, not a curated record
UCAGGGCCCCUCACUCACUCACCCCGGAUUCGUUCCUUGCGUUUGAAUGAAAUCGGAGCCGCGGACGGGCACGGUCCACCACACGAAAGAGGAUGGCGUCAGCCUUGGAGCAGUUCGUGAACAAUGUGCGGCAGCUCUCCGCCCAAGGUCAGAUGACUCAGCUGUGUGAGUUGAUUAACAAGAGUGGGGAGCUGCUGGCCAAGAAUCUGUCGCACCUGGACACGGUCCUGGGAGCGCUGGACGUCCAGGAGCACUCCCUUGGGGUGCUGGCUGUGCUGUUUGUGAAGUUCUCCAUGCCAAAUAUCCCCGACUUCGAGACAUUAUUCUCCCAAGUCCAGCUGUUUAUCAGCACCUGCAACGGAGAGCACAUUCGAUAUGCCACUGAUACCUUUGCCGGCCUCUGCCAUCAGCUGACGAACGCUUUAGUGGAACGUAAACAGCCAUUAAGAGGAGUGACCGUCCUCAGACAGGCAAUAGAUAAAAUGCAGCUGAAUGCAAACCAACUUACCUCAGUUCACGCAGACCUGUGUCAGCUGUGCUUGUUGGCCAAGUGCUUCAAGCCAGCGCUCCCCUUCCUGGAUGUGGACAUGAUGGACAUCUGCAAAGAGAACGGCGCCUACGACGCCAAGCACUUCCUCUGCUACUACUACUAUGGCGGCAUGAUCUACACGGGCCUGAAGAACUUUGAGAGGGCCCUCUAUUUUUACGAGCAGGCCAUCACCACUCCAGCCAUGGCGGUCAGUCAUAUCAUGUUGGAGGCGUACAAGAAGUACAUUCUGGUCUCCUUGAUCCUUCACGGGAAAGUACAGCAGCUUCCCAAGUACACGUCGCAGAUCGUGGGGAGGUUCAUCAAGCCCCUGAGCAACGCCUACCACGAGCUGGCCCAGGUGUACGCCACAAACAACCCCGGCGAGCUGCGUAGCCUCGUCAACAAGCACAGCGAGACGUUCACCCGGGACAACAACGCCGGCCUCGUCAAGCAGUGCCUCUCCUCCCUCUACAAGAAGAACAUCCAGAGGCUCACCAAGACCUUCCUCACAUUAUCCCUGCAAGACAUGGCGAGCCGAGUGCAGCUGUCGGGCCCUCAGGAGGCCGAGAAGUACGUUCUGCACAUGAUUGAAGACGGAGAAAUCUACGCCAGUAUAAACCAGAAAGACGGUAUGGUCUGUUUCCAUGACAACCCAGAAAAGUACAACAACCCUGCAAUGCUCCAUAAAAUUGACCAAGAGAUGCUCAAGUGUAUAGAACUGGACGAGAAGCUCAAGGCCAUGGAUCAGGAGAUCACCGUCAACCCACAGUUUGUGCAGAAGAGUAUGGGAUCACAAGAGGACGAAGUCGGAAGCAAGACGUCAAGUUACUCUUGAGGGUUUUGGUGGCGGGAGCACCAUCAUGGAUUGGGUUCUUGUCAGAAGACAGAGCUCUGUAAAGGAGCGGGGAAAUGUACAGAGCCUGGACACUGCUUGAGAAAACAUACACAUGUGUGAAAGUCAGUUGCUGUUUUCACACACUGUCUUGCGGAUAAAACAAAGUUUGUCAGUGUUUUAUUUAUCAAUGUUCUAAUGGGAUCCCCAUUGCCACA